Messenger RNA from Acanthochromis polyacanthus (spiny chromis), 3431 nucleotides. RefSeq names its product zinc transporter ZIP1. Gene Ontology annotation, cellular component: plasma membrane. The record is from RefSeq and is a predicted model, not a curated record. Gene Ontology annotation, biological process: zinc ion transmembrane transport. The transcript is spliced from 4 exons. Lineage: Eukaryota; Metazoa; Chordata; Actinopteri; Pomacentridae. Gene Ontology annotation, molecular function: zinc ion transmembrane transporter activity. The coding region runs from base 196 to 1155 and encodes 319 amino acids.
GGUGGUGAACUUGACAGCAGGAGGAUCAGCUGAUGGGAACUGACUCACCACUUCCCGGACUGCAUGAAAAAAAGCAGCGAUCUGCUAACAGCUGAAAGAACAACUAAAGAGAAGUUCUCCUGUUUGUGCUGAAGCUGCGAGCAGACUCUGGUCCUCUGAGGGACUUCAUGGUCGGCCUGCCGUCCCACAUUAAAGAUGCCCUCCUCUGUCUUGCGUCCUCUUGGGAAGGCGCCGGCGCUGCAGGCCAACCCGGCCAGCGUUCCCGCUCUGGAGCUCAAACUGGGAGCUCUGGCGGUGCUGCUGUCCGUCACGCUGCUGUUCGGCUUCGCUCCGCUGUGCAUCAUCCGGCGGGCUGGACGCUGCAGCGUGGAUCCAGAUGUGCGUCGGCUGCUGCUCAGCCUGAUGAGCUGUUUUGCUGGAGGUGUUUUCUUUGCCACCUGCCUGCUGGACCUGCUGCCAGAUUACCUGCAGAGCAUCAGUGAAGCCUUCAGCAACGCCGGCAUCACACUGCAGUUCCCUCUGCCGGAGUUUAUCGUGGCGAUGGGUUUCUUUCUGGUCCUGGUCCUGGAGCAGAUCGUCUUGGCCUUCAAGGAUCGGUCGUCUUCCCAUCAGGAGGAGCGUCGCACUCUGCUCGCCGACUCCAGCAUCCAGCCCCGCCGCCGGAGCUCCGACGGUCACAGCCACGCGGACCUGAGCUCGCAGUCGGCCCUUCGCGCCUUCAUCCUGGUGUUCUCGCUGUCGCUGCACUCGGUGUUCGAGGGCCUGGCGGUGGGGCUGCUGGAGAACGCCGGGGACAUCCUGGAGAUUUGCCUGGCGAUGAUGAUCCACAAGAGCAUCGUGUCCUUCAGCCUGACCGUGAAGCUGUCGCAGGGCCGGCUGCGGCGCUCAGCGGUGGCCGGCUGCCUGCUGCUGUUUGCCGCCAUGUCGCCGCUGGGCAUUGCCGUGGGCGUCGCCCUCACGGAGACCAAGACGUCGCCGCAGCACCAGCUGGCCCGCUGUGCUCUGGAGGGGCUGGCAGGGGGAACCUUCUUCUACAUCACCUUCAUGGAGAUCCUGCCACACGAGCUCGUCAACCCCGCCAACCGCAUCCCCAAGGUGGCCAUGUUGCUGGUGGGCUUCGCUGUGGUCACUGCUGUGCUCUUCAUCAAACUGUAACCACGGCAACACCCACGCCGACAAACUUUUUAAAAAUGUUUUGAUCUCCAAUAUAAUUUAGAUUCAUCACAUGUUCUAGAAAAUAAUCCACAGAAAUGAGAAGGUGCAGCCUGGAACUCCUAUUAAAUGCACAUGAUAUAUUUUUAAUCUGUAUUUUUGAUGGCAAAAAGAAGAGAACGGCACACCUUCACCUCCUGAAGUCCACUUUUUAUUUAUUUGAUUUGAUUUUUAAAAUUCGCUUGAACAAUUUUUGACCUUCCUGACACAUUUCCCACCAUUUCUUUUGGUAAUUCUGUACCAUUUUUGUGUAAUUUUGGAUAUUUUUUAAAAAAUAAUUUAGAAAAUUCCUGAGUCAUUUCAAUCUUUUGGAGGCAUUUUGCAUUAUUUUUGAGGUGUUUUGGACAAUUUGUGGGGUAUUUUGAACAGAUUUUGGAUUUUUUAUUAUUUGUUUUAGAAAAAUAUUAUAUUUUAGAGCAUUUUUCAGCCCUUUGGGGCAGUUCUGAGUCAUUUUGGACAAUUUUUAAGUUACUUUAGACCAUUUUGAGCCCUUUUGGACUAUUCUGAGAUACUUCAGACAGUUUCGUGAGUAUUUUUGGGACUUGGUCAGAGCUGCUCUGUGACUCUGCACUCAGUUGCUCUUCCUUAGUGACUCAGAUGUUGGGCACAGAGUCUGUACUUUUAGGAACUGAAUCUGAAUCAUGGAAACUGAUUGUUGACAGUUGAAUUUUCAGUGAGUACCAAAUAUAUUUUCCAAAACUUGUCCAAAAACAAUUAAAAUUGUCUAAAAUGACUCCGUUUCUCCACAUGGUGUCAAAAAUUAUACAACUCAAUUCAGUUUCAAAUAAUUACAUUUAACUUCUAAUAUACUGGAAUUCAGUUUAAAUUCGGAUCUUAUUCACAAUAAGUUAAGCUGAAAAAUUCAUUGAUUCAGUUUUCAGUGACACAUGAUUCUACCCACAUUGUUCUUUGUUACUGCAUAGAGCUGCAACAAGUAAUCGAUUAGUUAUCGAUUUUCAAACUACUAUUAUAUCUGUACAUUUUGCCUUCUUUAGCACAACAACUGACAACUAUUUUCAUCCGUGAUGCUGAUCUGCUGAUUAUUUAUUUAAUUAUAUUCAUUGUUUUGUCUCUAAAAUAUCACUGGAUGAUGAAAAUGUCCAUCACAGUACCGUAAAGCUAAAAGAGAUGUCUUUAAAAAACACUUUUUUUGUUCAAGCAUCAGUCAGAAUCUCAGUAAAAUUAAUUGCCAGCUGCUUUUUCUACAGACUAGAAUCAGUAUUUUUUUAUAUAAGAACAUCAUAAAUUCUGUGAUUGCAGUUUCUUAAAUGUGAAUAUUUUCGGAUUUCUUUCCUCCUUUAUGACAGUAAACUGAAUAUCUUUGGUCAAAACAAGACAUUUGAGGAAACACAGAUCCACAUUAUGUCGACACUGUGAGUGAACAGCUGAUCGAUUUGUUCAGAGAAUAAAACUUCCCCUCCUCGCUGGGAUCUCUCAGCAGUAUUUUCUGUCAAUUUCCUGGAAAUAAUGCAAUUUAAACUUUUAAACUUCUUGAAAAUCCAAACCACAAUCUGACUCUGCAGCUUUGCAAAUAAAACUCUUUUCCUAAUAAAACAACCAGAUUUAUAGCAAAUUUACUUGAGUAUCAGCUGUUUCCACGGCGAUAUAAUCUGCCUCACAGCACAGCUUCAUUUAGUCUGUUUUGUAUAGAAGAGCUACAAGGACUGAGGCAUUAGAAAAUACUGAAAACGAGGAGUUAAUGAAGGUGCAAAAAUGUCUGAGUGGAGAAGCUAAAAUGAGCUAAUAACAGAUGUGAGUGUGACGAGUUCAGAGUUCAGCUGUUCAGGUUUCAGACGUGAAUCUGUGACCUGACUUCACUUCAGAGGAAGAAACUGGAAUCAUAGCAAGCUGCUUGAUGUCGUUCCUGCAGGACUUGAUGGACUCUUACUGAUGAUGAAUGCUGAGGCAUUGCUAUGACGACAGCCAGAUGUUUGUGUCCUCUGCUGUGUGUUUCUGUGAUUAUUCCACCAAAGUCUGUUUCAUGACUGCACAAUCUGGAACGUGUUUUGUACUGUGAUGAUUUGCUAGACAAAAGAAAAAUUGCGAAAAUAAUGUGUCAUAUCUGUAACAGAAUAUAAACAUUUUCAAGAAAAAGAAGAAGAAGGCUGCAUCAUUUGUUUGUUUUGAAAUAAUAAUUACCGUUGCUGCUGUGCAAAAGUGUUAAAAUGAUGGAAAAGAAAAGUUUCAAAAUUAACAUAAAAAUAUUAAUAUUUCAAUCA